Fusarium coffeatum is the source of this 1965-nucleotide messenger RNA. RefSeq lists its product as uncharacterized. NCBI's taxonomy places the organism in Eukaryota, Fungi, Ascomycota, Sordariomycetes, Hypocreales, Nectriaceae. The record is from RefSeq and is a predicted model, not a curated record. The transcript has a single exon. Bases 1 to 1965 code for a protein of 654 amino acids. Gene Ontology annotation, molecular function: protein binding.
AUGACAUCAAACACUCUCUUCAUGUCCCCGGAGGAGUCAGCCCGGAUCCACACAACCAUUCAAAACAACAGCAAACAACGUGAAGAACAGAAGGGCCAACCGAGAGAAAUUCAAGAUGCUAAAGCCUUGGUAGAACAAGCAGUUUCGACGUCUCUCAUGCAAGACCUCUCUUCAGCGGCGUUCAGCUUCGGUGCACCCAACAAGAGGAAGGACACAAUGCCGGCAUACGAGAUUGGGAGUCCUUAUCUGCCUUGCACAGAGAAGCUCGAGGAUCUUACGCCGAUGAAGCUUUUUGACCUGAGAAUGGAGACACAUCAUAGAGGAUAUUUUCUCCUCCUACGCCGUGUUUCACCUGUUGUCAUGUUGAAAGCUUCAUCAUGGGCUGUCGUGCGGGACGGCUCGGAGGACGUCGAACGACUUGAGAUGUUUCUUCAUAAAUCCCAACAUGGGCAAGAUAGCUUGGACACCGCCUCAGAGUUCAUUGUGAAGGAACCUUACUACACUCUCAACACCAAUGGAGAACCCACCAUCCGAGUUGAUCAUCCAUCAGACCUCAUUAUGACAGAGAUAAGCGAAAGCCCCGAGUCGUGGCGGAAGAAAUAUACCGGCAAUUCAUCGCAUGAGCUACCUUCAGCCGAAGCCUACAAACAGAAGGGCAAUAACGCGCUCUUGAAAAAGAAGAACCAUGCUCAAGCGCUCUUCUACUACAGCAAGGGCUUAGAACUACCACAUCAUGCCCAAGCAGACGCCGCCGUGCGCAAUGAUUUGUACCGGAACCGCUCUUACAUUAACCUUCAACUCCAGCGGUUCGAAGAGGCAAAGUCCGAUGCCCUAUCUUCCAUUUCUAACAAACCCAACGAUGAGCUUGAUGCGAAAGCUUACAAUCGUGCCGGGCUAGCAGCCUAUAGUGAAGGUAAUUUCCCCGAAGCCAGAAAGUACUUUGAAGAGCAGGAGAAACUGCAGCCCGACGACCAGCAUAUCAAACUUCACCUCAAAAGAGUCGAUGCCAGACUUAAAGAGGCAACUGAGGGAGUUUGCAACAUGGGUAGAAUCGUCAGCUCGUUGACAAAGAGCGGGGGUCGACCUGAUACUGCAUCGUUCGAUGGACCGACUGAGAUCAAGAGUAGCCCUGGUGCUGGGCGUGGCUUGUUUGCUACGAGGGAUAUACAGCCAAACGAGAUGAUCAUGUGCGAAAAGGCCUUCUGCGUUGCGUGGAGUCACGAGCCUGGAACAUUUAGUGCGUUGGUAUGCGAUACCCGAGAAGAUGCUGCCAUCAAAGUGUUUCCUACCGGCUUGCACAAAGCUGUUGUGCAGAAGCUACUCAACAAUUCAUCUCAAGUUGGGAAAGUGUUGAAGCUUCAUGGCGACUAUAAGGGCAUGGGGAGUAACCUGGUCCAAGUCGAUGGUGUCCCUGUGAUCGACACAUUUGGAAUCCACGACAUUAUCCAACGCAAUGCAUUUGGACCCGGUCAACAAACCGAAGAUGAGGACAUCAGUAAUGCAAGCACAGGGUUAUGGAUUCGAGCUUCAUACCUCAACCACUCAUGCAUCCCAAACGUGAAGAAGGACUUCAUCGGUGAUCUUAUUCUCUUCCGGGCUACGAGAAAAAUUGCAGCUGGUGAGGAGAUUACCCACGCUUAUGACGAGUCAAGCAGUUACAAAGUGAGAAAGGCAGCUAUCAAAAGGACGUGGGAUUUUGUGUGUCGAUGUCCGCUGUGUCUUGUCGAGGAGAAGGAAAGUGAUGAUGUGCGACAGAGAAGACGGGAGGCAGAGGAAAAAGCAAGGCUGUUUGUUGAGAUUCAUAAUCCAGCUGAUCCAAGCAAGUUGCUGGUGAGGAAGGCGAAAGUGUUGAGACAGGCACUGAGUGAGACGUAUGACGGUAAGGCGUAUGAAGGGCUGCCAAGACGGUCGCUUACAGGGAUAGAUGAGUGGCUUGGUACGUCUGUCGCCCGCCAGUCGAUAUAA